Molecule: messenger RNA, 4140 nt
Organism: Egretta garzetta (little egret)
Lineage: Eukaryota; Metazoa; Chordata; Aves; Pelecaniformes; Ardeidae
Gene: HTATSF1
Product: HIV-1 Tat specific factor 1
Exons: 9
Coding region: 265-1488 (407 amino acids)
Biological process (GO): mRNA splicing, via spliceosome
Cellular component (GO): U2 snRNP; U2-type spliceosomal complex
Molecular function (GO): RNA binding
Source: RefSeq, a predicted model, not a curated record
AGUCCUUCACAGACAUAGCACAAAAUCACAUGUUGAAUUCAUCUGCCUGCCUUUAUCACUUGCUAUGAAAAAACAGAUGUUGGAUGUCUCCUGUAAGCGUAGGGUGUCUGUUCUUCAUUUGGUUAAUCUAUUCCUUUCCAUUUCAGUGUGACCAGUAGUUAAUUACAUGCUAGCAUGUCCUGUAGUAUUGUAUUUCUUUUCCUAUAAGCUUAAUUGCCCCAAAGUGUACAACCGUGUGGGUACAGAGGCAGAACUCUUUCUGUGAUGUGCUCCACCAGAACUGGGUUGAAGCCCCAAGUAAGAAAUCCUAUAACGGAAGACUUCCUGGCAACGUAUCAUGCCAACUAUGGCUUCCAUGCAGAUGAUACAGACAGUUCAUCUGCUGGCACAGCAACCGAAAGUAAGCAGCCAGUAAGUUCUAAGACAUCAGGAACACAACCAUCAGCAAAUGAGAAAGGACCACAACAAACAGAUCCAAAACAAAAAGCAGAAAAACGGAAACUUGAGCCAGGAUGGUUUCAUGUUGAAGAAGACAGAAACACAAAUGUUUAUGUGACUGGUUUACCUCCAGACAUUACAAAAGAUGAAUUUAUACAAGUCAUGUCAAAAUGUGGUAUCAUUAUGCGAGAUCCUCAGACAGAAGAACACAAAAUCAAACUUUACAAAGAUAAGGAAGGAAAUCUUAAAGGAGAUGGCCUCUGUUGCUAUCUAAAGAGAGAAUCAGUUCAACUUGCGUUGAGACUUCUGGAUGAGGCAGAAAUUAGAGGCUAUAAAUUGCACGUUGAAGUUGCAAAGUUUCAACUGAAGGGGGAGUAUGAUGCAAGCAAAAAGAAGAAGAAGUGUAAAGACUACAAGAAGAAGUUGUCUCAACAGCAGAAACAGCUGGAUUGGAGGCCUGAGAAGAAAGACGGCGCAACUCGAAUGCGACAUGAACGCAUCGUUAUUAUCAGGAAUAUGUUUCACCCAAAGGACUUUGAGGAGGAUCCCUUAGUGCUAAAUGAGAUCAGAGAAGAUCUGCGGACAGAAUGUGAAAAGUUUGGUCAAGUAAAGAAGGUUCUCAUAUUUGAUCGACACCCUGAUGGCGUGGCUUCUGUGUCAUUUAAAGAAGCAACAGAAGCUGAUCUGUGCAAGCUAACUCUAAAUGGAAGGUGGUUUGGUGGCCGUCAGCUCAGUGCUGAAACAUGGGAUGGUGUAACAGAUUAUCAGGUGGAGGAGACUGCAAGAGAAAGGGAAGAAAGGCUCAAGGUGUGGGGAUCAUUUUUAGAGGAUCCUGAUGCGAAGGAGCAGCAACCGACGUCUGAUUCGGAUUCUGCAACAAGUAGUGUUAAACUGCCUGAAGGCAGACAACCUUCAGAAGUUAAUGACACAUCUAAGGAUGUAAAUGAUGAAGCCCAUAAGAGGGAGAAUAAUGGUGAGGGCAUUAAUGAAGAUGGUGCUCCAUCUACAGACAGCAGCCUUGCAGGCAGUGAUGUUGAAGCAGAUACAUAACAUCUUUAAUGCUUUAUGAAAGCAUGGUUUUUAGGGUGAUGUUUGAGUUUAUCCCUUUCUUCAGGGUGACUGCAGACAAUGUUCAUAUGAAUAUACACAUAUUAGAAUGUCAUCAACUGUGUGCUUUGAAGUUUUCAUUAAAAGCAGUAUUUAAUGAGAUUCUAAAAGUUUGUAUUAAUUGGCUGUUCAGGUAAAGUAACUCAAGUUGCCAAGAAUGCAGAAAAAAAACUCAUCAGGCUUCUUCUAACUAUGCUUGUCAGUGUUUCAUUAUGUAAGCGUGAAAUAUGUUCCAACCCUUAAGUUCAUGUAACUAUAUGUAACUUAAGUAAUGCAAAGCUAUUACAAGAUUUGUGGAUUUUACUGUUAAUUUUCCUGUACCCCUUGGAACUUGGUAUCAUCCUUAAAAGUUAUUCUUACCCUGAGUACUUUGGAUUAUUUUAUGGAACAGAUGCUGUGAUACGUAUAGGGUUAGCGCAUUGGAUAUGUUGCUAUGCAUUAAGUAGCAAAUGAGGAGUACCAAGUUGCAAACUGAAAGGUUAAGUGGAAAACAAACAAGGUUGCCAUAGCCAACAUAGGGCAAACUGAGUGAAGAUAGAUUAUUAAAUCACAGCAUUCAGUAAAUUAUUUUUUUUUUUUCUUCCCCUGCUUAGAUCUUCUGUUGAGGCUGGAGUUAUGUCAAGGAGACUAGAAAGGCAUGAGCACACACGUUCUAGGCCAUAAUGAAAUAAGACUGAUUUAAACUCUCAUGGUCUGUAUGCAGUAGUAUGCAAAAUAGGCUUUUGAUUGAUGUGUUGGCUUUGAUUAGUUUUUGCUUUAAUAUUAGAGUAAAGGUUUUUAUUUAACUUUGUUAGAUGAUGAGUGUGAGUUCUCUUCAACAUUUUAGUUUAGCUUUACGUGCUCUUCAGAGUGAGGAGGAUCUCCCGUAUUUCAUAAAAUGUAAAGGCUUUUGGCAACUUGAACUACAGUUUGUUGUGCAAAAGUUAGAAUACUUGAAAAUAUGCUUUCAAAUAAUAUUCUUUUAUAUGAAAAAAAACAAAUGCUAGCCCUCUUAGAAAUGUUUCCAAAAGCAAAGAUUUGGAAGGCAUUCUAACUUUAGAUACCUUAAUAAGUGGCAGGCUUUCAAAAAUAGCUUUGGGGGAGGCAUUUUAGGCAUAGGCAUUCUUAAUUAUAAUCCCAUUAUUUUGAUACCUAAGGAUUGAAGACUAGGGAUUUAGGCACUAAACAAUUAAAAUAUUGUUGCUAAAUUCAUAACAUGUUGUUCAUAUGGAUGAUUACUAGUGCACAUUUGAAAGGAGGAUCUUUUGAAUUUUUUUAAUGCAUAUUGGAUUGCAAGAAACCAUCGAUGAUGCUAAUUACAUUUCCAUCCUGAAUAUUCCAUCCAGAAUACUCUGAAAUUGGGUAUUUUCAAACUUUGUGCUCUGAGAUUACCAUCUAUAUUUUUUCCAAAAGUCUGUAUGGUAAUCUAACUUCGUUUUGGUUUUUUUUCUUUUAAUAUGUAAUUGAUAUGUAUGGGUAGCUACGCCAACCAAAGCAUCUAAGUUAACACUUGCCACCGUGGUUAUAAUUUAUAUCUUUUUGUGACAAAAUAUCUGGUCUUACAACAGAGAUAAUUGUUGAAUUCAGGGUUUAAAAGUCUGGGGGCUCAUUGUAAGCUGGCAUGACAGAUUUCCAGUUUUGAGUUGCAUUAUAAAGAUGAACUGUAACUCUUGCCAGCUAAGACAGAGCAUUUUCUCAUCUUUACAAGUGUGCAAAUUGUACGUUUCAGCCAGAGAGGUGUUUGAACAGUUCGGGGAAUCUGAAAUACUGCCUGGUGUGUAGCUGCACGUAGUGGCAUAUUCAGAUUGUAUCUCUGGGUUGCGUUGGUUCUGCCUCAGUUAUUUUUAUUGGUAAUAAGCACCACAGACCUUUGAGAGCUGAAGGGUUUGGCAUAUGAAGAGUGUAAUUUAGCGUGGUGGGUAUUGCUUUCAGUGCUUCUUUUUCUCUUCCAGCUUCUAGACUCCAGGCUUUAGAUCUGUUAGAGUAUUGUGUUUUGUUAACUUUUUUUAAGAAAGCCUAGUCAUAUAACACUCUACACAGUUAAAUCACGUGGUUUACAGUGGAAUUGCAACUGAUAUAGGGAAACUAUUGACAAAUGUAUAAAUAUUGUACAGUUCUAUGAAGCCUUAUCAUGGUAUCAGAUAUAAAAAUAAGGUUAGUGUUAGUGUUUGAAAAAAGGCUUUGAAAAAUAAAGAAUCAUUAUAUGUGCAGUAACCUUCCUCUCUCCAAUUGAUGUACAAACUUGAUUGGCUUGCUUCAAAAGUCAAACACGAUGUUAGUCUUUUCACUUUUUCCUCUAGACUUCACACUGAAGUAGAGCGCCAACAAAGGCUGAGACCAAAUGCUUUCCUGGCUUUCCUAUUAACUAGGAUUCUUAAGAAAAUAAAAGCUGUUUUUUCCAUGAAAAUACGUUGUUCUGAAGUGCGGCAUUACACUCAAACUGGUGUUUUCCUUUUGUCUACCUCUGUUAUUCCCCAGUAAAAUGUAAGAAUAUAUUUUUAUAAACUAUUCAUUGAGUUACUGAGGCAUUUACUAGUCUAUGGAGAGGUUAAUGCAGCUGUGACUUUCUUUUCAGCAGAUUUUCAUUGAGACCGAAUUCUUUUGAUGUUUUCCUUU